AUGCCUUUCACGCCUAUCAAUACUUCGCUGGGAGCAUUGCUUCUAUACCAGGGUUCCUACGGACUCCUCCAGAACAAUGGCCGAGUCUUUGGUAUCUCCUCUCUGCUCUCGGGCUGUGUGGGAAAUCCAAACAAGCAGAAUGUCCCGGUGAUCCUGGGAAUGGUAUCGAGCAUUGUUCCGGUAUAUCUGCUUGCGCCAUCACUUCUACCGCCGUAUGCUACCCCGCCAGCAACCUUGGAAGCGGUGCUCGCUUUAGCAGGAAUUGGCUUCUUGGUUGGCUGGGGAACGAAGAAUGACAAUGGAUGCACAUCUGGCCAUAUGCUCUGUGGUAUCUCUCGGAUUUCACCACGGUCUUUCAUCGCAACCGGAAUCUUCUUUAUGACCGCACUCAUUACAGCCAAUCUCGGAAUCGGGGCGACCUUAUCCCCUUCGCCUGAUGGAACCCCGGUCUACAUGCCCGUCUACCCUACCACCGACGAGCUGGCGUUUAUGUCCUCUGCCGUCGCCAUUUCGCAGGCAAUCAAUUCCUUUAUAGUUCCGGCCGUACUACCACGUUACACCAACUCAGGAGUUGUCUACAGUUGCAUCGCUGGACUCCAAUUCGGCCUUGGUCUACUCAUCAGCGGCAUGGCCAACCCCGAAAAGGUCCUUGGAUUCUUUAGCUGGUUCAAUCCUGCCACUUUCGAUCCCUCUCUUGCAUUAGUUAUGGUAUUCGGUGUGGGGCCGAAUCUUCUAUCGUACCUGUACAUGAAGACCGAAUAUGGAAACGAGGAGGGCAAGAAGCCGCCACUUUUGGCUGACAAGUUCAACUUACCAACUGCGACGGUAGCAGAUAUUGAUUGGAGAUUCGUUGCUGGGGCUGUUGCGUUUGGUGUUGGAUGGGGGCUGAGUGGUGUAUGCCCUGGGCCUGGCCUGCUGAGAUCUGUUCUUACGCCGCUUUGGGGUGCACCAUGGCUGGCUGGCUUCUGGUUGGGUAGCCUUCUAGGCAUAUAA
Molecule: messenger RNA, 993 nt
Organism: Arthroderma uncinatum
Lineage: Eukaryota; Fungi; Ascomycota; Eurotiomycetes; Onygenales; Arthrodermataceae
Product: YeeE/YedE family integral membrane protein
Exons: 2
Coding region: 1-993 (330 amino acids)
Cellular component (GO): plasma membrane
Source: RefSeq, a predicted model, not a curated record